CUCUAAUUGUCAUGACUCUUCCUUCCCGUUAGUAUCGCUGCGUCCACACGCUCUGCCGGAUCAUUGUAAGCGACGGGCGGCUGUGUCCGCGCGUGAUUUCGGUUCGGCUGCUGUGGGCGGCACUGAGUGGCGAACAGAGGUUCCGCGGGGUUAAUUGCUGUUAUUUAAUUCGGCGUCGGGAGAUGGAACCAUCCUGUCGUAAGGAGAAGCCAAAGCCAAAGGAGCCACCCUAUCGAGGGGAUAAAGCCAAACAGAAAUCUGCUUUACAAGAGCUCAAACAGAGGCAGCGGGCUGAGAUCUACGCCUUGAACAAAGUAAUGACCGAGCUGGAACAACAACAGUUUGAGGCUUUCUGCAAACAGAUGCAGUCGCAGAAUGACUGUGGACAACACUGAUAGCUUGACACUCUACAGCCCAGGAAUAGGCAGAUUUUGUUUCUUAAAACACUAAAUGCUAAUGCAGAGCAACACAUUUCGAAACAAGAAAUUCUGGCCUUUGCUUAUAAGACAACUUCAAAAUUUAAGGCAAAAAAAAUCAACUCGUCUCGGAUCACAAUUUUUGUUUUGGAAGGAGAAUAGAAAACGUGUUGAGUUACUUUGUCUCCACAGAAGAUUGUUAAUCGACAAAAUUCUCUUCCACAGAAAGCAGUGGAAGCAGGGUUGUUGAAUAUUUUUAAGGCAGAGAUAGAUAGAUAGAUAAAUUCUCAAUUGAAUGAGUAUCAAGGUUUGGUAGGUCAGUACAGUUAACACCACAAUGAGAGCGGCUAUGAUCUUGUUGAAUGGCUGAGCUAGUUAAAAGGGUCAAAAUGUCUUUUGCCUACUCCUAAUUGACAUGCUCCUUCAAGUUAAAACAUUUCAAGUUAAUGUAAAGCUAGGGUAGCAAUCGACUGAAGUUGUGCUCCUUAUUUCUGUCUGGUGUUUCAUUUUGCUUCUGUAUGGAUGUGCCAAUACUGGAUGAAGGCUAGCUGGACUUCAGCUGCCAUGACUUGCUGAAAUAGCUUUCCAUUAACUUUCUACUCAAGCUAAGUCAAGAAUGAAUGGCCUGCGAGAGAGUUACCAAGGAAAUGUCCUCUCCUGAAUCUAGAUUUUUUAAACAGAGCUUCAAUACUGAUUCAGCUUCUGUAGCUCUGUGAGAAUGAUGCCAGCAUUUACCAUUUCAAGUAAGCGGAGAUGAAUCAUCUUUGUGUGCAGUUCCUAUAUUUAAAUAUCAUGCUGUAAACUCUUUGGAUAGAAGAACAAGAGGAUUUUUGAACCAUUGAGGCUGCUGCCCCCAGUGUCCAAUGUUAUUAUAUUAUGGACUCCAUCCUAAACCGCCAUUUCCUGCUGACCUCUCAAUAAGUAAUACACAAUUCCUCUUCGCUGUCUCCCCUGAAAUGUAUCAAGCAAUGCUUGUAUGUUUCUAACCUACAAACACCCUCCUCCUUGACAGAAACCUCAAUGGUGAACUCUGAGUCAAAACUUGAAUGUUCUUCAUUCAGGAGUCCCUACCAAUUGUGCAGUAUCCUGGAGGGGGAGAAAAUGUUUUCUCUGAUCUCAUAUUGAGUAUAGAAUCCAUGCAAUGUAAGUGCAGGCCAUUCUUUCCAUUAAGUCUGCACUAACCCUGGGAAGGGCAUCCCACCCAGACCCACCCCCUACCCUAUUUUUGCAGCCCUCGACACUGGGCACUUUAUACAGCUAACCUGCAUAUCCUGGAACUGUGGGAGGAGACCAGAGCACCCAGAGGAAACCCACAUAGAUAUGGGAAGAAUGUGCAAUCUCCACACAGACAGUCGCCCGAGGCUGGGAUCAAACAGGGUCUGUGGCGCUGUGAGGCAGCAGUGCUGACCACAGCCACCGUGCUACUCCACCAGUUUUUUUGAGCUUCGUGAAGCUUAUAAUUGUGUCCUCAUAUUUUAUACUUGCUUUCAACAAAGGUAUCACUCUCCCAAACCUGAAGAGCUGAGAAACUUCAGUUUGCACCCCAAGUUAGGACACUUCAGAGCCAAGCAAUGAGACUUCAUUCUCCAACUUCACAGUGCCAAUAGCCAUGGGUUUUUAAAUCCAUCAUUUUGUGUCAUUGGCACCUGAGGUCAAUAAAUUUUAAAGAAUGUUUGGAGAAUUAUUCCUAAACUCUCUAAUUGAACGCUUCCUUUGUCAGUGAAUUUGUUUUGAACAGAAGAGUUUUACUUAGCAUAAAUGUUGGUAGCAUCCAGGGAUGGUGUUCCAUCAUUCACUCUGACUUAACUGCCAAUUGAGAAGGCCAGAGAUGUCUUCCUUUCACCCUCGCCCUUUGCUUUGGACAGAAUAUUGAAGCAGUGUAGUCAAGAUAAGCGCCUGUUAUGAUGAGGGCUGGGAUCAGCACAAUUUUACUGUAUAGAUUUUGAAAUGUAAGCUGUAAUGACCAGAGUCCUCCUUGGAGACUGCCAUUCAGAAUGGUAGCACAGGAAUAAUGAGUCAUUGGGAUAACUACUUGCAUGGUGCUAAUGUGACUAGUGGUAGUGGUACUACUUGUAGUAAUGUGACACAGGCCCAGCCCAAUGGAUCGAGGGCAAGGGUUCAAAACUCCCCACAACAGCUGAUGGGGUUUGAAUUCAAUAAGUAAAUAUAAAGGUAGUCCUGGUUACAAUUAGAUACACGAAUAGUAAAGAUAUUCGGGGAUAUGGGCCAAAAUCACGCAGGUGGGACUAGUUUCCUUUGGGUUUAUGGUCGGCAUGGACUGGUUGGAACUAUGACACUGACCCUGAUAACUAUCAUCAGCUCUUGCAAAAUCUUAUCUGGUUCACUGAUGUCAUUUCAGGAAGAGAAACUGCCAUCCUUGCCCCAUUUUUGACUCCUGAUCUACAGGAAUGUGAAGAACUCUUAACUGCUUUUUGCCUAGUAGGUCAUUCAGUUCGAGGGCAACCAGGGAUGCGUAAGAAAUACUGGAAUUGCCAGCAAAGCUGUUUACUCAAGAAAACAUUUAAAUCAUCUUUUACUUCAUUUUUCAACUAACAAGACUUUUUCAUUGUGCAUCAUUCAAGAAAAUUUGUAUUUAUAAAUAUUUUUGAUCAACCUUUUCAGACUUGUUAUAACACAUCUCUGGACCAGGUGGGACUUGCACCCAGGUCUUCUGGCCAUGAGAGAGUGACACUACCAUUGCACCUCCUGAUGUCUAUUUAUAUACUGGUAUUUAUGUUUUGUUGUAUUUAUUGUGAUUUUAUCGUGUAAUUUGUAAUUUGUGUUGUUUCAACGCCCUGGAGAAAAUGAUAUCUUCCACUGAAGUGACCUUGAAGAAAGUUUCAGCUGGGAGUGUGUUAGGUGGGAUACUUCAUUAGUAAAUUGCCCAUUGUCGAUGUAAUAAAAGAACUUGUGAAGUUAUUUUAUGUUAAAA
Messenger RNA from Stegostoma tigrinum, 3348 nucleotides. RefSeq names its product small vasohibin binding protein (gene svbp). Gene Ontology annotation, cellular component: apical part of cell. Lineage: Eukaryota; Metazoa; Chordata; Chondrichthyes; Orectolobiformes; Stegostomatidae. The record is from RefSeq and is a predicted model, not a curated record. Gene Ontology annotation, biological process: protein secretion; negative regulation of protein ubiquitination. Bases 183 to 395 code for a protein of 70 amino acids. The transcript is spliced from 3 exons.